This is a messenger RNA of Anopheles darlingi, 2163 nucleotides long. RefSeq lists its product as uncharacterized. Gene Ontology annotation, biological process: DNA integration. Bases 1 to 2163 code for a protein of 720 amino acids. Gene Ontology annotation, molecular function: nucleic acid binding. NCBI's taxonomy places the organism in Eukaryota, Metazoa, Arthropoda, Insecta, Diptera, Culicidae. The transcript is spliced from 4 exons. The record is from RefSeq and is a predicted model, not a curated record.
AUGCCCGAUCUCGCCACCACAAGCCGGUGGUUCCGGGGCCCUCAGUUCCUGUGGGAAUCCGUCAAGACGUGGCCCGCACAACCGGCGGAAAAGCCGGUCACAGGAUCGGAGCUGAGGCCAGCUUUCGCCGACCAUCACUCGUCUGACGCUCCGUCAAUACAGCAGCCCGUGGUCGCGGUGACGAGAUUCUCGGACUGGGCAAAGGUGCUCGUGGUAACCGGAAGGGUAUUGCGCUUUGUUCACAACUGCAGGGCUAGUAGCACCCAAAGAGUCGGAUCGUCAGGCCCUAUAACAGCAGAGGAAAGGAGCAAGGCGCAACGGGUUAUAAUCAGCCAGGCACAAAGGGAGGCGUUCCCCGCGGAAAUCGACCUGCUGAAGAACGCCAAGACGUCAACUAGGCGUACGACCGUGAUACCAAAACAGAGCCCGAUCCAUUCGCUGAGUCCGUACCUGGAUGAGUGCGGAAUCCUACGCAUGCGAACGAGGAUCGCUGCAUGUCACUACGCAACAGAAGACGCGAAGAGGCCGGUAAUUCUACCACGGCGUCAUCCGGUUACGGAGCUGAUAGUGCGAAAGUUUCACGAGAGGUUUCAUCAUCGAAACCACGAGACAGUGAUUAACGAGGUGCGCCAGCUCUACCACAUUCCUCACCUCCGGUCCUGUUACGCUAGAGUGCGGAGGAACUGCCAGUGGUGUAAGAAUGCGGCUGCAGAACCGAAGGCUCCCAUCAUGGCCGACCUGCCCCCGGCGCGUCUUGCGGCCUAUGUACGGCCAUUCACAUACGUAGGACUUGAUUACUUUGGCCCAAUCGAAGUAGCCGUGGGAAGGCGAGUGGAAAAGCGGUGGGGCAUGCUGGCUACGUGCCUCACAGUGCGGGCGGUCCAUAUCGAGGUGGUUCACUCGCUGACCACCAGCUCAUGCAUCAUGGGUCUGCGGAAUCUAAUUGCGCGCAGAGGGACCCCGCUCACAAUAUUCUGUGAUCGAGGAACCAACUUCGUCGGUGCGCAGAGGGAACUGCAACGCAACCCGGAGCUGAUCGACCACGUCGAUAUCACAAAAGAGUGCAGCCAACGCGGGAUACGGUGGGAGUUCAACCCGCAACAAGCCUCCCACAUGGGAGGCAGCUGGGAGCGCCUGAUCCGGACGGUGAAGGAGAACAUCGUUGCUGCGAGCUCAGCCAAGCGUUUGAACGACGAAGUGCUGCGCAGCCUGCUGGUCGAGGUCGAGAGCAUUAUGAACGCGCGGCCCCUCACACACGUGCCGGUAGACGACGACUCGGCCCCGGCCCUAACACCGAACCACUUCCUGUUGGGUUCGUCGAAUGGCAUGAAGCAGCCGGGCGAGUUGGACGACAGCGGCAGCCUUCUGCGGCAGAACUGGCGAACAUCACAAGCGUUGGCCAACAGAUUCUGGAGGCGGUGGCUGACCGACUACCUGCCAGAGAUCACACGACGAACAAAGUGGCACCGAUAUAACGAACCCAUCAGGACAGGAGACGUGGUAGUCAUCGUCGAUCCCAGGCUACCCAGAAACUCCUGGCCAAAGGGCGUGGUAGAGCAAGUUUUCGCCAGCAAGCAGGACGGUCAGACACCUCCGAAUGUGAUUAGCACUACCUUUUCUACUGGGGACACAGAAUUGCAAUAUGGAGCGAUUCUUAGCAUUACGAAUGCUUCUGCUGCCACCGUUGGCCGAUACUACUGCGUAUCAUCUGAAAAGGAAGAAGAAGACUUGGACGUAAUGGUGAUUGAAGAAUUUGCAUCUAGUAUCUACGUGUUCGUAAAGGACUACAACCAUCCUCUGGUGCCCACGCCAGCAUUGAUAAAUUAUAUUUAUAAUGCGGACAUCUUCAUACCGUGUAAGCCCUCGUAUCAGGAUAUUGAGGUUGAGUUGUGUACCAAGUUUGGAGAGUGCUCGAGAAGUGUACCCUCUUCUACGAAAGGAUUCGCUAUUUCGAAAGUUACGCUGAAAAUUCCAGAAGAUGGACAACUGAUUUGUCGUUGCGACAAUAGCUCCUUUACGAUCUUCAUGAUACCGAUUGAUGGUCCAACGAGCGUUACGAUGAGAGAAACACUCCAGGCAGUCGAUAUGGGCACUAAAAUUCGAUGCGGGAAUGGCAAAGACAGUGGGAUGCAGGCAAAAGCGGACGAUGGACGCAUCGCCUAA